Naegleria lovaniensis is the source of this 1752-nucleotide messenger RNA. RefSeq lists its product as uncharacterized. The record is from RefSeq and is a predicted model, not a curated record. The transcript is spliced from 3 exons. Bases 1 to 1752 code for a protein of 583 amino acids. Lineage: Eukaryota; Heterolobosea; Eutetramitea; Acrasida; Naegleriidae.
AUGUCAGAAAAUGUCAUUGCCAAAACUUCAUCCGUCAUUACAUCCAAUCUUCAUCCACAGAAAACCAAGCACAUAAAUUCGUAUGAAGACGUGGUGUAUGCUGCUGGAGAAAAUUAUUCACUUCAAUUAACAGCCCGAUCACUCUCGCAUUUGGAUUAUGUGAAAAAUUGUAAAGUUCAUGAUUUUCCGAGUACUGGUUCGCCACAUUUACAACACUUUACAUCGUUUCAGACAGUAUUCUCAACCCGAUUGAAUAGAAAUAAUGAACCAAAGCACCAUGGACAAUAUUGUCGAGUGGAAAAUAUUUCAAAUUCAUCAUUUACUUUGAUCACGACGAGCAGCGUAUCUGAUGCCAAUGAUGUGACAAGUGACAUUUACAUGUGUGGGAGAGCAGUAGGAGUGGGCUUUCAAAUCAACAACAAUGCGUCACAACAAACUACCUCCUCUAACAGUCACACCUUAUUAUAUUCAUGGUCGAACGAUAAUUUAAUAUCAACACUCCAAAAAGUUGAGAAUGAUUUUCUAAAUUUACCAAAAACAAAGGACCAACGAGCAUUCAUUGUCGAUUCUUCAACAGGUUUUGAACAUUCAGUGAUUGUCUUGUCGAAUGGUAUGGCCAUGGCAUGUGGACGUAACAAGAAUGGUCAGUGUGGAACUGGUAAUUUUAAUGACGUACCAAAAUGGGAAAUAGUUCCUACCAAUUAUCACAUUGUGAAAACAAGCUGUGGUUCCUAUCAUACUGCUUUUCUGGCUGGUCAAGAUGCGAACUCGUCAAACGUGAACACACUCUUGUAUUGUGGAACUUUCAACAAUAAUGGAAGUAAUAUUUUUCACUGCAAAUUAAUAACACUCAUGGAAUGCAUCAACAACAGUAGUAGUAGUAGCGAAAAAAAACCUACUCUUGGUGUGGAGGAUGAGCAGUUUGUGGAUGUAAAAUGUGGACAAAAUUUUACCUGUGUAUUGACAUCAUCAGGAAAUGUCUAUGCAUUUGGAAGAAAUGCACAAGGACAGUGUGGAACAGGAGUAUCCACUAUCAAGGAUGUUUCAAAACCAACAUUAAUGAAAGGACUUGACAAGGUAAAAAUAUCAAAAAUUGCAUGUGGCAGUUCUCAUACCUUAUUACUCACAAACACUCAUUUUGUGUAUGGAGUUGGUAAUAAUGAAAGUGGACAACUUGGAAUGGGAGAUGUAAGAACGAGAUAUAUUCCAGAAAGAAAUGAAUUUUUCGCACAAAUGUGGAUUUGGGAUCGAAAGGAAUCCUCUCAAAAAACUCUCACAAGUAUCAAAUGGCCAUACGAGGAAUUACCAACGUAUUAUGAUCAUGUCAAAGACAUUGCAUGUGGACCUUAUCAUUCUGCCUUUGUAACCAUUUGCUCGGAUGUAUAUGUAUGUGGUCUGGCAUGUUUUGGACAAUUAGGAAUUGGAGUGUUUGCCAAUGGAGUUGUAGUUCCUGUCAAGGUCAAUUUACACAGUACAACACCUUCGCCUUACAUGCAAAAAAUUGUCCAACAAAAGAACUUGGAAUAUUUUCCUCCAUCCAUGAUUGGAAUGAAUUAUGCAACCAAAGAAUGGCGAGUAUGCACUUCACAUAAUAAUUCCACGUUUUUGGUUCAGACAUGUGUCACGGGUCGAAUUGAGAGAUUUCACAAACUCUUACGCAAAAGUUUGUUUUACCGCGGAGAAGAACUUGACUACGAAGAGAGCAAGAUGAACUUCUCAGAUCUCAUUGUGAUCUCAUUUGAGAAGAAUUAA